Conger conger (European conger) is the source of this 6412-nucleotide messenger RNA. Its product is annotated as F-actin-monooxygenase mical2b-like. The transcript has 36 exons. NCBI's taxonomy places the organism in Eukaryota, Metazoa, Chordata, Actinopteri, Anguilliformes, Congridae. The record is from RefSeq and is a predicted model, not a curated record. The coding region runs from base 352 to 5703 and encodes 1783 amino acids. Gene Ontology annotation, molecular function: FAD binding; protein binding.
AACGCCUUUAAAAAAAAAUAAGCGAACGAAGCAAUACUCCACGUUCCCAGUUUAUGUGAAUGCUCGUCGACAGCCGACCUAACUGACGGGAGAAGACACACCAUCAUGUUUAGUCAGUACGAAUGAAUAUAUUUAGGGACGGCUGAAGAUCUUAAUUGUGGGGAUUUUCUUUCCUGAUCGUGUACGAGUCAAGGCGCUUGAACUACGGCACGUGUCGUUCGGAAGUUUAAACUGACACCGACGAACAAUCUCAGGUUGGGCAUGCCGGGAGCAGUCGGACUGUGCGCGUAGAGUCAGAGCGUCCCGGAGAGAGAGAGGGAGCAAGAGAGGAAGCGCACGACGUCGGCGGAGAUGGGGGAGACGGAAGAGGAGAAGAACGCCCAGGCCGGGCAGCUCUUUGAGAACUUUGUGCAGGCCUCCACCUGCAAGGGCACCCUGCAGGCCUUCAACAUCCUCUGCAGGCAGCUGGAGCUGGACCCGCUGGACCACAAGAACUUCUACAGCCGGCUCAAGGCCCAGGUCACCUUCUGGAAGGCCAAGGCCCUGUGGAGCAAGCUAGACAAGAGGGCCGCCCACAAGGAGUACAAGAAGGGGAAGGCCUGCGGAGACACCAAGUGCCUGAUCAUCGGAGGCGGGCCCUGUGGCCUGCGGACAGCCAUCGAGCUGGCCCUUCUGGGGGCCAAGGUGGUGGUGAUGGAGAAGCGGGACACCUUCUCCCGGAACAACGUGCUGCACCUCUGGCCCUACACCAUCCACGACCUGCGCGGCCUGGGGGCCAAGAAGUUUUACGGCCGGUUCUGUGCCGGAGCCAUAGACCACAUCAGUAUUCGGCAGCUGCAGCUGAUGUUGCUGAAGAUCGCGCUGAUUGUUGCUGUGGAGGUGCACGUCAACGUGGAGUUCGUCAAACUCCUGGAGCCCCCAGAAGACCAGGAGAACGAAGGGCCCGGGUGGAGAGCGGAGGUCAGACCUGCCGACCAUCCUGUCUCCGAAUUCGAUUUCGACGUGGUGGUGGGGGCGGAUGGGCGACGGAACACGCUGGAAGGGUUCCGGAGGAAAGAGUUCCGCGGAAAGCUGGCCAUCGCCAUCACCGCCAACUUCAUCAACCGCAACACCACGGCCGAGGCCAAGGUGGAGGAGAUCAGCGGCGUGGCCUUCAUCUUCAACCAGAAGUUCUUCCUGGAGCUCAAGGAGGAGACCGGGGUGGACCUGGAGAACAUCGUGUACUACAAGGACAACACUCACUACUUCGUCAUGACGGCGAAGAAGCAGAGCCUGCUGGACAAGGGCGUCAUCAUUCAUGACUACAUCGACACAGAGAUGCUCCUGAGCAGCGAGAACGUGAGUCAGGAGGCCCUGCAGUCCUACGCCCGUGAGGCCGCCGACUUCGGCACCAACUACCAGCUGCCCUCCCUGGACUUCGCCAUCAACCACUACGGCCAGCCGGACGUGGCCAUGUUCGACUUCACCUGCAUGUACGCCUCGGAGAACGCCGCCCUGGUCCGGGAGCGCUUCGGACACCAGCUGCUGGUGGCGCUCGUGGGGGACAGCCUGCUGGAGCCCUUCUGGCCUAUGGGAACAGGAUGCGCCCGCGGGUUCCUGGCUGCCUUCGACACAGCGUGGAUGGUGAGGAGUUGGGCGCAGGGCAGGACCCCCCUGGAGAUCCUGGCCGAAAGGGAAAGCAUUUAUAGGCUCUUGCCCCAGACAACCCCAGAAAACAUCACAAAGAACUUUGAGCAGUAUACCAUAGACCCAGUCACCCGGUACCCCAACCUCAACUCCAACUGUGUCAGGCCUCUCCAGGUGAAGCACCUCUACAGCAGCGGGGAGCUGCAGCCCUGCUCCCUGGAGAGAGCCAGCUCCGUGCGCAGACCAGUUAAUCGCCGGGAGUCUGAGGUUCGACCCAGCAGGCUGCUGACCUGGUGUCAGAAGCAGACGGAGGGCUACAGGAACGUGAACGUGUCCGACCUCACCUCCUCCUGGAAGAGCGGCCUGGCUCUGUGUGCUCUCAUCCACCGCUUCAGGGCCGACCUCAUCGACUUUGACUCACUCAACGAGGAGGACUCGGCCAAGAACAACCAGCUAGCUUUCGAUGUCGCCGAACGGGAGUUUGGCAUCUCGCCCGUCACCACUGGGAAAGAAAUGGCCGCCGACCGCGAACCGGACAAGCUCAGCAUGGUCAUGUACCUCUCCAAGUUCUACGAGUUGUUCAGGGGCGCGCCCAUCCCAGUCUCAGGUUCCAAAGGAGAGACUGAUGAAAACAAUGAGGACUAUUCAUCGAAGUCGGACAACUCCGUUUACAACUUGAUGAACCUAACACUGCCGAGAAAACGGAUACCCAAGGACGACAAGAAGCUGGAGGAUAAUGACUCUGCUAACAAACGGCGCAGAAAGGGCUGCAAUUAUCUAGAAGAGGCGACAAACUUCUCCAGUCAGAGUGCCCCUUCCACCGGGGAGGGUGGUGCACAGAAGGAGAACAAAGUCAGGUCCAUGGCCACCCAGCUGCUGGCCAAAUUCGAGGAGAACGCCCCCACCAGCACCCUCCGCAGACAGUCUGAGUCCGACGCCAGCGGAGUUAAGUCGCUGCCGCCCCCCUCGCUCGACAUGAGCAAGAACCCCCGCUUCGCCCGCCCCAAGGACCCGGCCCCUCCCCUGGCCCCGCCCUCCCCUCCGCCCGAGAGGCAGUCGUACGUCGGGUCCGGUUACCCGCCGGGGCUCUCCGCCCCGGCCCCGCCCCGUCCACAGCACAUUCCCAGCAGGCCCAAGCCGGCCGAUCGAACGCGAGCGCUUUCACCCCCACUGCCCAACGGUGCGGCCCACGCGGAUUACCCAGAACCCCCUGCCUCUGGCUGCUCCACCACGCUGCCCGCGUCGGGGAUGCUCCAGCGCCUCCAGAGGCUGGAGGACAAGAUCGCCCAGAAAAAAUCUCAAACCCAAAACGCGAGAGACUUCCGCCAAAAGAGCAUAAAGGAGAAGGCGGUUCACCUCUGCGCCCUGUUCUCGGGGUGUGAGAGUCUCCCGCCCCAGAGCGACCCUCCCGCCCCCGGCCCCCUCACCGCCAGGCCCAAAGUCACCCCGCCGACACGUCCCCCAGACUCCUCUGCUGCUUCCUGUUUUCCUUCUCCUGACUCCGCUCCGUCGUCUCUGUGCCAGCAGCAGAGAACUGUGGGGAAGGUGUCGUUGGUCAUAGGGGCCAUGGCUGAAACCCUAGUCACCCUGUAUGAAAACGACCACAGGCCCAAAGCCGUGUGUUCGCCUCCCUCACCGGAAAAGCCGUCCCCCCGAACGGGCUCCUUGCGGAGAGAGUUCCCUCAGAACCUGGGUGGCAGCGACACGUGUCACUUCUGCGGGAAGCGCGUGUACGUGAUGGAGCGCCUGAGCGCUGAGGGCUGCUUCUUCCACCGCGAGUGCUUCCGCUGCGACACCUGCAGCUCCACGCUGCGGCUGGGCGGCCACGCCUUCGACUCCGAGCAGGGCAAGUUCUACUGCAAACUUCAUUUUGCUCAACGAAAAACAACAGUCAAGUACAGGAGGCGGAUAGUAGACCAACAGAAGGAGGCCCAGGGUGUGGCGAUGGCGGGCGGGCCCGGGACAUCACCCCCUGACCAGGGCGACGGCUCUCCCCCGGCCGCGGGCAGCCUGCGGAGCCAGCCCCCAGGAGGGUAUUUCCAGCACCUGAGUAACCAGUCUAGCCCAGAGAAGUGUGGUGGGGCUGCUCAGGCCAGCUGGCUGGACCCCAGCAUGGUUGCCGAGUUACCAGAGGAGAGCGAGCUGGUGCAGGCCACAGAGGGGCCCGGGCCGGCCGACACCCUGCAGACCUCAGCCGCCUGUAGGCACGAGGGGUCAGAGGUCACAGCACUGCUGUCACUUGAUUCCAGACUCACUGAAGAACCCGGCGCUCUGCCACGGGACGGUGCUCCUUCUGCAGGCCCCACCCUGCUCAAGAGGGGCAGCCGCUGGAGGAGGAAGAUCCAGACCACGUUCCCUCUCAUCCUGGCCAAGACGCAGGGCCGAACGCUGGCCGCCUCGGACCAGGGAGACGGGCGCCACGGCUGCACGGAGGAAGAAGAGUCUGAUUUUGAAGAGAUCUUCCUGCCUGCUCCAGAGAGCCCGGCGGGAUCUGACCCCCCGGACCCGGAGUGCCCUGCGGAGGGGCCGAGCUCCGUUUCGGAUAACCCGGCACCCUGCAGUUCCCCUAGCUCCUCCCACGAGGCCCCGCCCCCGGCCCCGCUCGGUCGCCGCGAGCAACCAGCCGGCGAGUACUUGAACGUAGCGACGGGGGCGGCGGGGAAGAAGAAGCUGACCCUCUCACUGACCGAGAAGGAGAAGCUCCUGGACUGGGACGCGGGUGGCCCCAGUGAGGUCGAUACAGAAGAAGGCCCUGGAACCAACCGGAGGCCUGCGGGUGAGGCUCCUCCCGCCCCUCAUCCGGUCCUGGCCGAACCGCCUCCCGCCCCGUCCACGCUGCAGCUGGUGGUGAACGCCCUGAGGCGGUCUUUCAGGGUUCCGGGGCCUGUGGCCCCCAAGGCCACGGUCACCAGGAGGAGCGGGGCUCCCAGGGCCAGGCCCCUGUCUGAGGGCUCCUUCAGUUUUAACUCCCUGUUCGGAGGGGCCGGGCGGCAGGACCAGGCUUCGGCCUCGGACCUCAGUACCACCGGAGACCGCUUGGAGGUAGGGGAGCAUACCUCAGCUACUCCCACCUCCAUCUCAACUACCUCCUCCUCCACCUCCAACUCAACUACCCCCACCUACAGCUCCAACUCAACUACCCCCACCUACAGCUCUGCUACCUCCAGCAGCGCCUCAGCAGCCCCUACCCCCACCACCACUUCUGCCAGCUCGCCCCCAAGGUCCUCCGGCUGCACGUCUGGCUCUGACCUGCCCAAGUUCCUGCAGCAGGUUUCGUUGGGCUCCAGGGCCCCCGGGGGCCCCAAAGACGACCUGGCCACCCUGCCCCCCAGGAAGCUGAACUUCUUCUCCUCCAUGAGGGUGAAGAGGGGCCGGACGUCAGAACGGGAGAGGCCUUCCUCCCAGGACAGGGACAUCUGGACCAUCCUCUCCGACCUCAGGAAGAAAGUCUCAAACUCAGCGCAGCGGGACUCCAGCUCUUCCAGUGAAGAGGACCGAGGCACAGCCAAGCAGAGGGGCAGCUCCAGUCCGAGGGAGAGGAGGGAGACGAGGAAGCAGGAGGAAGUGGAGAAGGAGCAGGUCCGGCGCGAGCAGCUGAAGAGGCUCCACAGAGCUCAGGUGAUCCAGAGGCAGCUGGAGGAGGUGGAGGAGAAGCAGAGGGCCCUGGAGGAGAGCGGGGUCGCCCUAGAGAAGCUGCUCCGAGGCGAGACAGUUAAAGUGGACCGGUCUCAGGAUGACACCCAGCUCCUGCAGACCUGGUUCAGGCUGGUUCUGGAGAAGAACAAACUGGUCCGCUAUGAGUCUGAGCUCAUGAUCUUUGCUCAAGAGCUGGAGCUGGAGGACACACAGAGCCAACUGCAGCAGAAGCUCCGCCGCAGGAUAGCCGUCGAGAACUCCAGGAAGAGCUCAUGGGAGCUGGCAGAGGAGCAGCAGAUCUUCAGCGAGAUGAUGCGGGUGGUGGAAAAGAGGGACGCCUUGGUGAGUCUCCUGGAGGAACAGCGUCUGAAAGAGCGCGCUGAAGACCAGGACCUAGAGAGUCUGGUGCUGACCAAGGGCUACCAACUCCACUGGACCUGAGAGAUCCCACACCAAGGGCUACCAACAAUGGCUGAUUUUCCAUAAUGAUAAUGUAUAAACGGGAGUUUGCCUUCUUCUAACGCACUUUGAAUAAGUAAAAUUAAAGACCUGACUCACUUAAGUCACAAGGCUUUUGGCGUUUUGCUCUGGGGAGCUGGCAACGUUGGGACAAUCUCUUGAAUUUGCGAUAUUUUGCACUUUUUAUAGAAAUGGCCUUCCUGGUGAAAACUGGCUUCAGCUGUGUUUAGCAUAGCUUAUGUAGUGAAACUGGUUGUGUACAUCACAGCUUAGAUUUCCGUCUGUUCUGUGUUAUUUUUUGAUACAUGAAUGAAUGAUAACAAUUGGUAUACACUUUAGCAUUCUAGGUUGUUAUUUCUAAUAUAUUUCUAAUAUUUAUUUAAAGCAUGUUUGCAUACAGUUCACAGAAAAAUUUAGUUCAUGUUAAACCAAAGAAUUACUCAAACUAGACAAAGUGUUGAAUGUGGUUAAUUUCAGUGUGGUAUUAAUAGGCCUCUGGAUCACCUGUUUUUCCUCGAUUUACCGAUAUCCAGGACUUUCAUUUUAAUAAUGUAUUUAAAGAUUGCUUGAAUGAUGAUUUGUGAGGUGUAUGGGCAUUUAUGACAGAUUCUGCUGUUGAAUGUGUUGUGUUGAAUUAAUAUUUAAAAAUAUAUAUCUAUUAAAUAAUUCUAAUAAAACGUAUUUCAUUCUA